AUGAAUCAGGACCAACGGACCGACAAAUCACGCAGGUACCGAUCAGAGCAUCAAGAAGAGGAGGUCCAGUAUGAGGAGGAGAGCAACACCGGAAACCCGACAGAAACUCACACAUCUAUAGACCUCCCACAACAAAAUGACUGUGAGGAGGAGGAUGGUCUGGAUGAGCAGCAGGAGAUGAACUCCAGUGUGGACCAGGAGGACCCAGAGCCUCCACAGAUUAAAGAGGAACAGGAGGAGCUCUGCAGCAUUCAGGAGGGAGAGCAGCUUGGACUGAAACAGGAGACUGAUACUUUCAUGGUGACGCCUGCUUAUGAGGAAAGUGAAGAAAGCCAACAUGUGGACUCAGGAUCAACUAGAAAUGUAGAGCUGAAGAACAGGAGACGUUACAGAAAGAGAAGUUGCAAUAAGAGAGUAGACAACACUGCUGUGUCAAUGAGUCUGAGUCAAACUGGCACAAGGGGAAAGUCUUUUCAAUGUGACGUCUGUGGAAAAACUUUUCACGAAAAAUAUAACUUUACUAAACACCAGAGAGUUCACACAGACCUCCAACAUGAGGAAGAGGAGGGUCUGGAUGAGCAGCAGGUCUUUAACCAAGAGAAGAACUCCAGUCUGGACCAGGAGGACCCAGAGCCUCCACAGAUUAAAGAGGAACAGGAGGAGCUCUGCAGCAGUCAGGAGGGAGAUCAGCUUGGACUGAAGCAGGAGGCUGAAGGCAUUAUCGUCUGGACUGGGGAAGAGCGACUCAGACUGCUAAAGACCAUCUGGAAACCUGUGAUAAAGUUGCAAAGAGUAGACCUCCACCAGCAGCAUGUCUUUAAGGACGAGGAGGUUCUCACAACCCAGCAGGUCUUUAAUCAGAGAGGAACUACAGUCUGGGCCGGGAGGACCCAGAGCUUCCACAGAUUAAGAGGAACAGGAGGAAGUGUGCAGCAGGCAGGAGGGAGAGCAGCUUGGACUGAAGCAGGAGGCUGA
This is a messenger RNA of Maylandia zebra (zebra mbuna), 975 nucleotides long. The record is from RefSeq and is a predicted model, not a curated record. NCBI's taxonomy places the organism in Eukaryota, Metazoa, Chordata, Actinopteri, Cichliformes, Cichlidae.